AAAAAAAAAAUAAUGAUGCAACAGAAAACGAGUUGUACUAGUAACUUCAAUGUUAUAUAUUUAUACGAUAAAGGUUUAGUGUCUCGUUUCACUCCGUUCUCGUUGCAAAUUAUUCGUCUCGAACAGGAACAAUUUUUUACUAAAAUGCCGCGUUUAAGUUUGGAUACAAACAUACCGGCUUCCGAAAUUCCGCAGGAAUUUUUGAGUAAAUGUACACAGAUUAUUUCUGCGACACUAGGAAAAAAUAUCAAAGUGAGUAUAAUAUAUAUACUAUAUAUAAUAUACUGUCACACAAAUAAUGUUUAGUUACAUUAUUUCAAGUAGUGCGAAUAUUAUACGUAUAUACUAUGCAUAUAGUAUUGAUCUAAUUAGUGCUUUUUUUUUAUUUUCCUGAGAAAAACCAGCAAUUUUGUAUACAUUUUAUACAUAAUUUUUGUUGGGUUCUGGAUUAUCUCGAUAACAAGAGAAAAAUAUGACUUAUACUAUGUUCAGAAUCGUUUUACGAACGUACUUAAAUUAAAUUGCCCUAUGCGUAUUCUCUUUUCAACUUCCAUUCUAAAACAGUGAUAAGCCCAUCAGCAGUAUUGUUUUUUUUUGUCUUUAAUUUUAGUUUAUUUAAUAUGAUUUUUUUUAAUAGUACACAUUUCGAAUUAUAAUUGAAAAAUAAUGAACUUGCAACUUGAAUUUUGAUUUUAAUGACAGCUUCAAUAUUUUUACGUAAGUUUUUCUUCUCCGGGAUAAUUUUACCCUUUUUUAAUGCAUUUUAUUUUAUCUUUAAGACUCUUUUAUUUCAAGUAUAUCUAAUUGAAAAUAUUUUUUCCAUCACGGUUUUUUUUUUUUUUUUUUUUUAAUGCAUUCAAUUCAAAGCACAUUAGUCAUUAAGAUGAAGUUUAUUAUAACAUUCAAGUACCGUUAUUUCCAAUAGAUAACGCCAUGUUAUUCGGAUGAAACUGUUAAACUAUUGUGUAUAUAUUAAACGUUAUAUACCUAAUGUAAUAAUUAUAAUAAUGUAAUUAUUGACAAAUAAUAAUUAGUAUUUCAAAUGGGUAUGACGGUUUUCAGUUUUGUAUAGCAACAGUGAAUCCGGGAUUAAAAAUGACACUCGGUGGCUCCAGUGAUCCUUGUGGAUUUGUUCAAGUGACCAGCAUUGGAAGUUUGGGAGUCGAAGAAAAUAAAAAGCACAUUGCAGUCAUAACCGACUACGUUAGUGAAGCUACCGGAAUUCCGAAAAACAAGUAAGAUUAAACGAGGAGUCCAUGCAUAACAAGCAUGUUUAGUUUAUAUUCUCUGGUUUAAUAUCAUCACGAACAAAUUUGUUCUCGAUUUAUCUAUCGAAAUGUUUCGUAUUAAUUUGGAUUCUCAAAGAUGACGAGGAUAUAUUAUUCAUAUUUCAUUUCUUACAGUUAAAUAUAAUUGCAAUUUAUAAUUUUAAUAUAAUUUAAGGCAAAGUAUAUUUAUAUAACUACCUAUAUUUUAUACCAAAAUAACGACGAUAACUAAAUAUCACUCUUUAAUGAAUUAUACAGUAUAUAAUUAAACUAAAGUAAUUGUAUAGCGGUUAAACGAAUUUUCAAAUAAAUAAAAGGUAUGUUUCAAUGUUAAACUUUCAAAAUAUUUCGAUACAAAUCGCAUUAUUUUCAUCCUCCGAAUAAGGGACUCUUGAAAUUUUAACAAUUCGUAUAAGUAAACAUUCGAAAUGAACAAUCACCGACCGGCUGUUUUUAAUUUAUUUGCAAAACUGAUCCGUUGCAUAAAAUAUAAAUCGGAAGUUAAUAAUAUUCAUUGUUAUUUUUGUUUUAUGUUUAUUUACUCGUAGGUUAUACGCACAAUUUCAAUCCAACGAACCAGAGAGUACCGGUCACUUGGGUACAACAUUCCAUCAUCUCUACUACGUCGAAAAGGGAGCUCGAUUAAAAUAAAAAUAAUAUUCCGUAUGCCUACUAUUUGUUCGAAAACAAUAAUGUUAUUACUUUAACAAUAUUAAAACCAUUCGCAAACUC
This is a messenger RNA of Cinara cedri, 2000 nucleotides long. The record is from the annotation of a GenBank genome assembly. Lineage: Eukaryota; Metazoa; Arthropoda; Insecta; Hemiptera; Aphididae.